UUAAUGUUCACGUAAUACGCAUGUACACGGCAACACGUCCGAUAGCUACUCCUACCUGGGAAACAUGAAAUGCUCUUUCUCGAAUACGUAGCAACUGCCAAUAAAUGAGAGACAAAUCAAAAAUUCAAAGCUAAAUCUGCCCUUGCAGCUUCUGGGAAAAGCUCAUAGAUAAUUCAUAACCUUCUCCUCAUCCUUUACCUAGCUCUUCCUUACUCCAUGUCACUUCAUAGUGACAAUUGUGCCUUUGACUUACACAGAAUCCCAUAUUUACAAUCAUGACGUCUGAUAUCAAGAUUGCCGCCUUCGAGGCCACGCCAAUCGACAGCAUUGUUAAAAUUGCUGCCACAGCUCGAGAGUCCUUCCAAUCUCAGAAGACGAAGGACCUCGAAUGGCGAUUUGUACAGCUUCGAAAACUCUACUGGGGUCUGACAGAUUAUACCCCAAAACUCCAAGCCGCCUUGAAAAAGGACCUUGGUAAACCGCACCACGAUGCAGUUUUAUCCGAAAUCCACCAUUGUAUUCAAGAAUUGAAUACAUUUCUCAAGAAGUUGAAGGAAUGGGUAAAGGACGACAAGAAUAUCGAAUAUGAUUGGACGUUUACCGCCGUAAAGCCACGCAUCAGAAAGGAGCCUCUUGGUACAGUCCUCAUUAUUGGGCCUUACAAUUUCCCCCUAAUGCUUAAUAUUGCGCCUCUUAUCGGUGCUAUCGGAGCGGGAUGUACUGCCGUCAUUAAGCCUUCCGAGGGCGCUCCGGCGACCGCUGUUGUCAUGAAGGAGAUGAUCGAGAACUAUCUCGAUCCAAAAUCCUUCUUUGUCGUGAAUGGUGCUAUACCUGAGACUACCGCCCUCCUCAAUGAAAAGUGGGACAAGAUUUUCUACACUGGAAACAACGCUGUCGCACGAAUCAUUGCGAAGAAGGCAGCCGAGACUCUUACUCCAGUCGUCCUUGAACUCGGAGGUCGAAACCCUUCGUUCAUCUCCAAAUCUACCGACCUUGCAUUGGCUGCGAGGCGUCUCCUUUGGGGUAAGACUAUAAAUGCCGGCCAAGUCUGUUUGUCACAAAACUAUGUUGCUGUCCAGAAAGACGUAGUCGAGGACUUUAUUAAGUACCUCAACGCAACCUACAAGCAGUUUUACCCCGACGGAGCUAAAGCAAGCCCUGAUUAUGGGCGCAUUGUCAACGAGCGCCAAUUCGACCGAAUCAAGAACAUGAUCGACAGUACGAAUGGCAAGAUUGUUCUAGGCGGGGAGGCAGAUAAAUCCGAUCUCUACAUCUCACCGACAGUUAUCCUUGUAGAUUCUACUGAUGACCCUGCGAUGAAGGAUGAAUCCUUCGGUCCAUUGUGGUCUAUUAUUCCCUAUGAUACUCUAGAUGACGCCAUCAAGAUCAUACGCGAAGUUGACCCUACACCCCUAUCACUUACUACCUUCGGAUCGAAGGCCGAGAACGAAAGAAUCCUAAACGAAAUAACCUCCGGCGGUGCCACGAUCAACGACGCCUGGUUCCACGGCGCCAUCGCCACACUACCAUUUGGUGGCGUUGGGGAGUCCGGCACAGGCUCGUACCACGGGCGUGCAGGCUUCGAUUGCUUCACGCACAGACGCACCAUAGUCGAGGUGCCGGGAUGGAUGGACAAACUCCUACGGGUGCGGUAUGCGCCCUUCUCGCCAUCCGACUUUAAGCGACAUAUGUGGAUGACUGGCUCCAAGCCCGACUUCGACCGCGAUGGCCGUCCUAUCUCCGGACUACGCUACUGGGCGUGGCUCAUCCUCGGGCUCGGUGGCCCCUCUGCCAAAGGUGCGUUGCUGCGCUGGGUCGUCCUCCUCGCCUCUGCCUACGCCGCUUUCUUCCAGUAUAAAGGUUCAAGCCGGUUUUUUUAAGGAAUGGCGCUGCGGAAAGGACGCAUUCCCGUCGUUGGAUUCUGUUUGAUAUUCGGAUUGGCUGACUAGUGAAAAGAUGACGAACCACGAGCUAAGCUCUAAUUCUGGUUUGCACCUUUUAGGUGUGAUUGGAUUAAUUGGUAUGUUGUUGAAUAUGUAUGAUAAUAUCCACGCGAGACAAGAUGUUCUUGCGCAUCCUUACUGUAUCCCAUUUAAUGGGGUUAGUAUUGGCUUCACUACAAGGCUUGAGCCAAAUGUAUUGAUUCUCUGGAGGCAACUGUGUUGUUUUCGAGGCACGAAGAAGGCCAGAUAAUGAGAAUGGUGUUUUUCAGGUUGUUAAUAGGAAAUGAAACCUCUUCGGUAUAUAAAAAUAUAUGGUAUUUUGCUCUUUA
Annulohypoxylon maeteangense is the source of this 2272-nucleotide messenger RNA. RefSeq names its product aldehyde dehydrogenase. The transcript is spliced from 2 exons. The record is from RefSeq and is a predicted model, not a curated record. Lineage: Eukaryota; Fungi; Ascomycota; Sordariomycetes; Xylariales; Hypoxylaceae. Gene Ontology annotation, cellular component: cytoplasm. The coding region runs from base 276 to 1880 and encodes 534 amino acids. Gene Ontology annotation, molecular function: aldehyde dehydrogenase (NAD+) activity. Gene Ontology annotation, biological process: aldehyde metabolic process.